Messenger RNA from Cuscuta epithymum, 4009 nucleotides. The record is from the annotation of a GenBank genome assembly. Lineage: Eukaryota; Viridiplantae; Streptophyta; Magnoliopsida; Solanales; Convolvulaceae.
AGAGGAUAAAGAUUUUCUCUUUCCCUUUCAAUCCCGUCCUGGUUGCCACCAGAGAUUCCCCUCUGGCUAAACGGCAUGAACAUCCGGAAGCACCACCACCAUGACGGAGGCGAUGGCAACCAUACAUUACAGAUCCGAAAUUCCAAUUCAGUAGUUUCUGAGAUUGCCUGGUUUUCCCUUGCCGCCGCUAUUAUCAAGAUCCUCCUAAUCCCAGCUUACCACAGCUCUGAUUUUGAGGUCCACCGCAACUGGCUCGCCAUUACCCACUCGCUUCCUCUGUCUCAAUGGUAUGCCGACGAGACUAGCCCUUGGACCCUCGAUUACCCGCCGUUAUUCGCCCAUUUCGAACACUUGCUCUCCUUCUUUGCCGCCAUCAUCGACCCUACAAUGGUUGACCUCCACGGCGGACUCGAUUACAAGUCUACAGCCACUAUUCUCUUCCAAAGACUCAGCGUCACUCUAUCCGACGUCGUUUUAGUAUACGCAAUUUGCAGACUGUCCCGCAAACUGGAGCUCAGAGAGCGGAUCUUGAUGUGGGUGUUGGUUCUUUGGUCGCCUGGAUUAAUCAUCGUAGACCAUUUGCAUUUUCAGUACAAUGGGUUUCUCUUGGGGAUUCUUCUGCUUUCACUUUCUGCUUUAGAGGAGGGAAAAGACUUGCUGGGAGGGUUCUUGUUCGCAGUUUUGCUUUGCUUUAAGCAUUUAUUUGCGGUGGCUGCCCCUGUUUACUUUGUCUAUUUGUUGAGGCACUAUUGCAGGGGUGGAUGGUUUAAGGGGAUUGGGAGACUGGCAUUGAUGGGCAGCGUCGUCAUUUCUGUUUUUGCUGCAGCUUUUGGACCAUUCAUGCACUAUGGACAAAUACAUCAAGUCCUAAACCGCAUGUUUCCUUUUGGUAGGGGACUCUGUCAUGCAUAUUGGGCUCCAAAUUUCUGGGUGUUCUAUAUACUUCUAGAUAAAGUAGUUGCUUUUAUACUUACGAAAUUUGGAUUCACAAUCUCAGCGCCAACUGCUUCAUUCACCAGUGGGCUGGUGGGUGAUUCUUCACCUUUUGCUGUACUACCCAGGGUGACUCCAUUAACCACAUUUGGGAUGGUCUUGCUGGCAUUAAUUCCUUCUCUUGUAAAGGCUUGGAAAGAUCCCAAACCAGGAAUGAUCACUAGAUUGGUAGCCUAUGCUUACACAUGUGGCUUUAUGUUUGGUUGGCAUGUCCAUGAGAAGGCAUCACUUCACUUUGUGAUACCUCUAGCUGUUGUUGCCAGUAAAAGUAUGGAAGAUGGAAAACAUUAUUUCUUCUUAUCAAUAGUGUCUUGCUAUUCGUUCUUCCCGCUCCUAUUUGAAGCUCAAGAAUAUCCCAUUAAGGUUCUCUUACUGCUUUUACACGUUAUAAUUAUGUGGUUGGGAUUUUCCUUUCAUCACUUCUCCAACAAUAAUGUCUCAAAAGAAGCGGCUGUAGGGAAGAGAUGUGAUGAAGGGGAAACUUGUAUUAUUGCUUCAAGGAAUGUGUGUUUCCAAAUUGGAUUUUUGGAAAAGAUUUAUCUGUUGGGUCUUCUCGCCGUGGAGGCAUGGGGCCUGCUUUUUCACCGCCUCAUCCUCGGCCAGAGGUUUCCCUUUUUACCCCUUUUGAUGAUCUCUGCAUACUGCUCCAUAGGAAUGAUGUAUUCUUGGAUCUGGCAAGUUAAUAAGAUUUUCCAGUCAAAUUGACCCUUUUUUCACUUAAAUGGUUUUACAUGCUUGAUGAAAUAGAAUUUUACUGCAGAUUAGGGUUCAGUAACUUUAUUUAUUCAUUUAUUCUGUAAAACAUUUCUUCAAGCUUUACGACACACAAAAAUAUGUAUGAGACUGCUUAGCAAAAUCGUAAGAGCAUAUUCCUUGAAAAUCCGGCAAGUAUGUUUUUUACUCCUGUUAUUUAGACUAGUUUUUUAAAUUGCACGUUGCGUAAAUGAGAUCGUGCCCAAUAUUUAGACUAGUUUUUUAAAUUGGUACAAACAGAUUUUUCCUAUUUAUGUUGUGUAUACUCUAUUAAUUUUUUACGGGGAAUUUUCUAUGGUACCUUCCUUAAUAAAGGAGGUUCCGGUAGACAAUGUUUUUUAGCCAAUCAUGUAGCCACCCGAGUCACGUUACCUUCCUAGUCAUAUUAAUAGACCAAGUUCGGUUAUUUGUAAUUUAGUCCCAAAUAAAGAAGCAGUGAACAAGCUAGGCUGAAAACUUAUUAAAUCCUUCUGCACCAUGUUUUUGCUAUUCAGUUAUUUAACAUUUUAACAUAUAUAUAUGAAUAUAUGUUUACUUUGGUAUUGAUAUACUACUACUCGUAUAACAUACGAGUAUGAUUUUUUUGAAAUAACGUAUAACAUAUGAAAUUAUGAAUUGUUACAAGAAUAAUAAUUGGUUGUGCGUCAUAAAUAGAGUUGAAUGCUGCCGUGCCGGUCUAAGAAUUUGGGGUCGGCUAUUUCUCUUCUUCUGAUGAAAACCAGUUAUUUUUCAAAACAAGUCAUCUCAAACAAACUCUUGCACUCCCUAAACCAAAAAAGUAAACUCAGUGAUUCUUGAAAACAAAUCAUCCCAAUUCCCAAACAUUCUUUUGAACUGUUGAUUUACAUACCUUAGUAUUUAAAAAUGAUUUUAAUCACAUAAUUGUAAAAGCAUACACAAUUUCACGCUUGUGGAGUAUUUGAGUACAUAUUACUCUCUCUCCGUUUAUGAUUGUCCCAUUUUUCCUUUCUUGUCCCGUACCAUUUUAGUAAUAUUUGUGUGGUUCUAUUUCAUUUUUACUUUAUUCACGUUUCACACUUACCAAUUUAAUAUCACCUACAUGAUUUUACUUUUUAAAACACUACACCACUUCCUCUUGCCCCAGUCUCAAUCUUAGGGAACGGAAGUAGUAGUUCAUUAGAAUGAGGUUAUUCAGUUUCCUUGGACCAUUUACUUUCCUUCUUAAAAUUCACAUUUAACUACUUAUAGAGACUUUGUCCACUCGCAUUAAAAAGGAAUGGCUUAGUCUAACCAACAUUUGACUAGUGAUAUGGGAGUCUUAGUCAUCCUUGUAUCUCAAUCCCAACUAUUACCUUUGAACCAAAUAUUACCACCCAUUCCAGUCUCUUGAUUUCUCAUGGUUUAGGUAGAAUGAAUUAAAGAGACAAUAUGACACUUUACAGUAAAUUGAUAGUAGCAGCUUAUGUCCAACAUUUCUUGGGGCCUAUCAUGCCAUAUAAGAAGAGCAACACAAACAACAAUACAGCUUAAUAUGCUAAUCUAUAAUGUAGUAUUACCGAAGAAGAAUAAGCAAAGCACUUUCAAAAUGAUACAAGUUCAGCAAAACUUUCUCAUUACCAACCUCAACAAAGCAUUGCCUAAGCAAAAACUUCCGAAAAGCUUGAAUUUUGUGCAGGAAUCUGAAGUAUAGAGCAUAAAUUGAGGUAAAGUAAGGAUAAAAAGUAAGCCAAGAAUGCCGCGAGCAAUAGGAAUUUACCUCGUUGUUAGAGAACUCGGAAGCGUAUGGCAGAAUGAAGUUGAUUUUGAGCUUGGACGGGAUAGCGGGUGAGGUUGGCGGCCGAUAUUUCAUGAAGGAGAGGGGAGUCUUGGGAGGAUCAACGGAAGGAACCACCCUUCUCCAGGCGGAUACAAAGGCUUCGUCGGCCGACGGCGUGGAGAACUGUCACAACGAUCUUACAGAAGAGGAUGAUCGGUUCCAUAAGCGAGUAGCGGCGUGACGGAACAUAAUGGAGCGAGCACAAGUCGUGGGUCGCUCGGCUCAAGACUUAGACACCGGUCGAGUCGACCCGGGGCGGCUCUCUAUCUCUCCCUUGCCAUCAAGUUCUUUUCUUUGACAGUUUUAACUUUAUACGAGUAUUACGGAGUACUUAAGUACUUUAGUAAAAAAGUUGCGAAAUUUUUGCUCAUUUUAAUCGGUAACUAGUAUGUUACUCAUGCGAUGUACGGGACAACAUUAUUUUUUACAUUUUAGAAAUGAUACAUACAUAUUGGAAUUAAUUAAUAAAAAAUAUUUUUAUUCUAA